Messenger RNA from Cololabis saira (Pacific saury), 3460 nucleotides. It is a transcript of the gene atf5a, whose product is annotated as activating transcription factor 5a. Gene Ontology annotation, biological process: regulation of transcription by RNA polymerase II. The record is from RefSeq and is a predicted model, not a curated record. The transcript has 4 exons. Lineage: Eukaryota; Metazoa; Chordata; Actinopteri; Beloniformes; Belonidae. Gene Ontology annotation, molecular function: DNA-binding transcription activator activity, RNA polymerase II-specific; RNA polymerase II transcription regulatory region sequence-specific DNA binding. Gene Ontology annotation, cellular component: nucleus. Bases 266 to 1783 code for a protein of 505 amino acids.
CACAACAAAGCAGCAUCUCGUCGUUUUUGUGUUGUCCCGGGUUGUUCGGAGCUCACAAUGGCUCUCUAACUCCGUCAAGUUGUUGGACCCGAGAAGAAGUCGUGCUUUGCUUCAGCAACGCACCACCAAGUGCUCUACAAUUUUUCUGCAAGAAUGGAGUUUCACUAUGCUCGCCCUGCCCUGCUCUCCGUGGCCCAUCUGUCAGACCCCGCUCGCCCCCAGCACAUGCCCGGUUGUGGACUGAAUCAAAGGACCAAUCGACACAAUGAUGGCAACAUCAGCUCAUGUUUGGAGGACUCUUCGUGUCUGCCCGGCAGACCCCCUCGCUCUCUCUCACCCACAGGCUAACCACAGCCAAUCGCAGGGGUGCAGGGGGGAGGUGUCAGAGGAGAGUCAGCACUUAAUUGGUGAUGGUCUCACUGACUGGAUGACGGAAGAAGUGGAUUUUUCCUCGUACCUCCCAAACCCUCCUUCCCCUCCCUCCUCCACCAAUGCCUCCCUUCCCCCUUCACCCCUUCAGAACGAUAUCCAGGUGCCCUCUGACUUGGAGGUCAUGACCUCUUUGCUGCAGGAGGAACUGGCCCAACUGGAAGACUACUUCCUGUCUGAACCCCUGCCGGAGAAAGGGCCGCGGCUGGGGAAAUGCGACCGAGGUCCACCGCCGGCGGGUCCCCAGCCCUUCGGCCAGCUGCCUUACGCGUCGUACUGCUCGUCCAACCAAUCGGAAUCCAACCCCCUCCUCGUCACCCUGGCAACCGGCGAGCUGGACCUGCUGAGCAUCUGCGGGGGGCCCAUCGGGCGAUCCAAGAUCCCGAGACACGCCCCGUACGGCUGCGGCCGCCCCGCCGGCUGCGGCAGGAAGAGGAUUCUGGACGGCUUGAGGCUCGGCGAAGGUUACGACAACGGUUUGUCCAAAGGAAGUGACUCAGGUAACUCGGCCCUGACCCAUCCAGGUAACUACGGCUGCGUGGACGACGACCCCAUGGUGGGGAAAAGCUACUCUCUGGGUAGCGCGAUCGAGCUCAGACGAUGUCCCGGCUUAUCCAAAGAAGAGAAGAACUGCUGCUUCGGCCAGGAUGUGUUGGGCGGCCCGAAGGCUGUUGGUGUCGGUGGCGGGUUCGGCUUCGGCGGGCCGCUGGAAGCCCCGCACAAGAAGGAGGAUGUGUUGAUGUACAGCAUGCGGGAGGUCGGCGGAGGCACCGGUAGCAGCGAGGUGCUGGGCGGCAUCAAAACCAGCGUGGAGGUGACCAAAGCCACCGUUUCGUGGAAAUCAGAAGGCGGCGAAGGUUGUUAUAUCCCAGCAGCGCCACAAUCCGAGGCCUAUCACAGCUUCCUGGGGAGCAUCAAUGAGCAGCUGAAGACCGAGGGGCUGCACGUCGUCCAGCCCGACCUGCACCACAGCUACAUGGAGGAUCAGGCUCCAGACUGCUUCCUCAUGGCCAGGGAGGGUCUCAACCUGGAACCCUCAGGGCACAUACCCUCAUGCAGGCUGAAAGAAGACCACUGUGCUGUGAAAUACGAGGAGGACCUCGCCCCCCACGAAGGCGGGGAGCGAAAACAAAAGAAAAGAGAUCAGAACAAAACCGCGGCCCAUAGGUACCGUCAGCGGAAAAGGGCUGAGCUCGACUCCUUGGAGGAGCAACUGCACUGCCUUGAGGGCAGGAACCGCGAACUGCGAGACAAGGCAGAGUCGGUAGAGCGUGAGAUCCAGUACGUCAAAGACCUGCUCAUCGAAGUUUACAAGGCCCGCAGUCAAAGGCUCAAGCAGGACACCAGCGCGUAGCACCACACCCCUGCAAGUACACUCACAUCCCAGAGCUCUUACUGCUUUUUCAUUUGUCUAGAAAUUAAUUUCUUCUCUUUUCUUAUUUUUCUAAAUGGCGAAAAAGCAAACGCAUGCCCUCGCUAAUGUGAAUUAUUUUCCACAUUUGAAUUUGACAUCCUGUCGUGCUUCCAUUGCUUUUCACAUUGAAAUCACUCGAGCCUUCACUGUGGCCCUGCAACGCUUUAACUGACAAUCAUUUUACACAGAUCUGAAAUCUUCCGACUCCACUGAUGGCAAUAGGGUUAUGUCUGCGGAGGCAGUUGAAAUCAUCAGCAGGUUACACGUCUUUAAUAGCCUUACAUUGAAAAUGAUGUCAGCACUAGACUUUUUUUUUUUUUUCUUUUUUUUUUUUUAAAUCUGAAGUAACUUGGACUAAUGAAAUGUGUUGUUCCUGUCAGACUGAAAUGUUGAUAUUAUCUGUCAAAUGAAGUGUUUUUCUAUAAUAAUAAUAAUUAUUUCUGGACUUUUUCGACCAGCAAAUAUCGCAGUCGGUGUGAAUGUUUUAAAAAUUAGAAAUGCAGUUGAACACGUGUUGUCUUUUACAAUUUCAAAAGGAACAACUGAUGCACAAAAAGAGUCUUGCCCUCAUGAGAUAAUUUUUUUUUGGUGAUAAUUUUAAUAUCGAUCCAUUUUUGCAAAUGCAUUUAAUUGACUUCAAGCUUUCUUUAGCUCCAAAUAUUAAUUAUUUGUAUGUAUCUUAGUAAGAAUCUUUUACUUGUUGUACAUUUUUCUUGCAUUUCUGUUACUUUUAAUGUAACAGACAAUUGUAAUAUUUUUUCACCAGUGGUUGCAACUAAUGUCCAAGUUAUCUGACAAUCCAACAAAUACUAAAUUUACCCUUUUAGGGAAUUGACAUUUUAUUUUGUAGUGGCUGUAAAGCUAUACUUCCUUUGCAUAUUGCAAUUUAUAUCAUUUGAGUUGCAGCUGAAGAGACACAGUUUAACUGUGUUAAGCGGCAGCGAUUUCAAAGGUUUUUCCUCUUGUAAUUUCUUUUCUCCAUGGGUGCAAAUAUUGUAACUAGUGGUGUUUUAGCCGUCUCCCUCUGCAUGCCUUUGCAUUAAUGUUCUCUGUGUCUCUCUCUGAAAUAGAAUAUUUAUGGUUUCAGAAACAAACGAGGAUUGUUUCUUUAAACUGCUUAAGGCAAUAAAUUUUAUAGGCCUCUGGCUGAUCUGCACUAGUUUAUAAAAACUUGUAUAUGUUCAGGGAGUGGAGUGUGUUAAACUUUUUCCUUUAACAUAAUUAACAGGAAAAGCAAAUAACAAUCAUCAGACUUUUAGUUAUUUUCCAGCUUCGUGGCUUCAGGAGGAAACCUCUGAAUUAUUUUGCAAUAAAUUUGUUGGAAAUCUAAGAAAAUAUUAAACCACUGUAAUUGUUACACAGGCUUGGAAAAGUUUUUUUUUUUCCCCUAUGCACAUUGAUUUGAAGACAAUCUUGACUGUAAUCGCUGAUUUAUGUUGAUGUACUUUUACUGUCUGUUGGUUUUUUGGUUAAACAUUCUGCUGCGGUGAACUAUCAGCUCCAACGGUCCAGACCAAAAAUGGGAACCAACAGCACAUUGACGCCUUGUCAUUUAUACAUUUCAUUUCUGUGAUGUUAACUUAUUUCCCUUUAAAAAUAAAUAAAGUGUGUCACUUA